This is a messenger RNA of Xenopus laevis (African clawed frog), 2066 nucleotides long. It is a transcript of the gene hoxc13.L, whose product is annotated as homeobox C13 L homeolog. Gene Ontology annotation, cellular component: nucleus. Gene Ontology annotation, biological process: regulation of DNA-templated transcription. Gene Ontology annotation, molecular function: DNA binding; DNA-binding transcription factor activity, RNA polymerase II-specific. The record is from RefSeq and is a predicted model, not a curated record. The transcript is spliced from 2 exons. Lineage: Eukaryota; Metazoa; Chordata; Amphibia; Anura; Pipidae. The coding region runs from base 66 to 989 and encodes 307 amino acids.
UGUUGAAGGAAAUUAGGUGACUCUUUUGGGAAGCUGACUUUUUAAAAGCACGGCCAGACCAUGCUAUGACGACUUCCCUGAUCCUACAUCCACAUUGGGCGGAUACCUUGAUGUACGUGUAUGAAACAAGCCCGAAUGAAAAGAAUCCCAGGAAAAGCGCAGCCAUGGAAGGACUGAGUGGGAACUGUGCAAGCAGCCACUGUCGGGAUUUUAUCUCUCACCCGGGGCUGGGGCGCCAUUCUGGUGCCAUUGGAUCUCACCAAGGACCGGUGUACACGGACAUUACCUCCCCAGAAGCAGCGAGACAAUGCGCCGCUCCCCCGACUUCUUCCAGCGCGUCCCUCGGCUAUGCGUACCCAUUUGGAAGCAGCUACUACGGCUGCCGGUUGUCCCAGUCCCACAACGUUAAUUUACACCAGAAACCCUGCUCUUACCAUCCGUCCGAGAAAUACCCAGAGCCCAGCAACCCCUUGCCCAGCGAAGAAUUCUCCUCCAGGGCCAAGGAAUUUGCAUUUUAUCCCAGUUUUGCCAGUUCUUACCAGGCGGUCCCUGGCUACUUGGACAUGUCAGUAGUGCCGGGGAUCAGUAGCCACCCGGAGCCCAGACAUGACUCUCUGCUGUCUAUGGAAGGCUACCAACACUGGGCUCUCCCUAACGGCUGGGACGGACAAGUCUACUGCUCAAAGGACCAAUCGCAAUCCGGUCACUUAUGGAAAGCACCUUUCCCAGAUGUGGUCCCCCUGCAGCCAGAGGUGAGCAACUACCGCAGGGGCAGGAAAAAGCGAGUCCCCUAUACAAAGAUCCAACUGAAAGAACUGGAGAAGGAGUAUGCGGCGAGCAAGUUCAUUACCAAAGAGAAGAGACGGAGAAUCUCCACUGCAACAAGUCUGUCUGAGCGACAGGUCACAAUAUGGUUCCAAAACAGAAGAGUCAAGGAAAAAAAAGUCGUAAUUAAAUGUAAGAGCUCUGCUCACCUUCACAACACCUGACACGAGGAGGACACCUAGCUAGGCCCUUAUGUGAACAAAUAUUUAUCUCAUUCCCAUGUAUAGGACACAGGUCCAGCAGAGACUCCUCCGAGGAAUAUUUAAUAUAGAAAUGGAACAAGUGGCCACCCCACAUGUCCCCUUAUUUUUUGUGCUCUUUCUAACCCAGCCAUGAAUAAUAAGGAGACUGAUGGAGUGUAGGCUCUCACCAUAUAUAUAUAUAUAUAACAUAGGACACAUUUUUUAAAGGGCACACAACCCUGACGCAAUCAUUGGGAGCGAUGGAGGUUUAAGUCCCUCUGUUCCAUUUUCUGAAGUCUUGAUGAAUUGUCUGCUAUAAGCUGUAUAUACUGUGCGUUCUGCGGUGCAUCUGUACCACACCUGUCUGUUGCCUAUGCUUGGAUAUGAAAUACAUCAGUUUAGACAUCUGCAUCUUCUUAUGAUCACUGAACUCAUGACCAGCGCCUACGGUUGCACUUAACCCUUGCAGCGCCAGAGAGUGGCCUCUGCUGCUGACACUCCCCGUUCCCAUGUACCAUACCCCUAUGUUCUGCUUUAGAACACACAUCUGCCCCUCUGUAUUUUCACUAACAAGCUCUUUCAUUCUGUGGCAGCAGUAAAUUGGAAUUUACUAGCAAGAAAAAUUGAGUAAAAGUAAUAAUUAAAAGCAAAAAAAAAAAAAGCAUACUUAUACAUAGUUAUAUAUUUGCUUUACACAUCAGUAUUAUAUAUAUCUUCCUGCCUCAGAAUAUUUAAGGCGAAUAUUAUUAUGACACAUGCAUCCACUGUCGGGGAAGUAUGUUUGUUUCAGUCACAUUGAUUGGACGUUACCCUACAACAUAUGCUAUAUUUAAAAAAAAUCACUUUGAAGUUUGUUUUUUUUAGUUUAAAUCGAAUAUACCCAUUGACAGUCAUUAACACUGCUGCAUUUUCCAGACAAGCAGAGUUUUCCCAUAAGGUAUGCUGUAUGCAACUCGUUUAUAUGAUUUUGUCGUGUAUAAUGUAUAGUAUUGUGGUGUCUAAAUAUAUUAUGUAAUGGAUAAAGAGUCAUUUCUUGGAAAUAAAUGUCACUUGACUUGA